AUGGGGUCCAAGACACCUGAUGAAUAUCGUCGCGGUCCAGAUGAAUCGCCGACUUGUGCUACGAUCGCGGCUAUCAAUCCACCUAAGCCCUCUGCAGCCAGUGGACUCGUUCACGGUGCACUCGAAGGCGAAGGAGAAGACGGAGACGACAACGACAACGAUGAUGAUACCGACCAAGUUGAACCCGCCUUGAAGAACAUUGCAACGGCCAGCAACAACAAGAAGAAAAAGCGCAAGGGUAACAAGAAGAAGAAAAAUAAGAACAUCGGAGAGCAGAGUGUUCCACCCAGGGUCGCACUGUCCGACCUCUUUCGCAACAAGCCAUAUCCUAAGGGCGAGAUUGUCGUUCAUACCGAUCAGAACAGCAAUCUGCAACGCACCACGGCCCAAGAACUUCGUCACGUGUCUGCCUUGAAAGAAAUGGACGACGACUUCCUGAAAGACUACCGCAAAGCAGCUGAAGUUCAUCGCCAGGUCCGUCAACACGUGCACACCAUUGUCAGACCAGGUAUCUCUAUGAGCCAGCUUGCUGAGGAGAUUGAGGAAGGUGUUCGGGCACUGACUGGUUGUCAAGGUCUUGAGACAGGAGAUGCACUCAAAGCUGGCAUGGGAUUUCCGACUGGGCUCUGCUUGAACAACAUAGCUGCGCAUUGGACUCCCAAUCCAGGAGGCAAAGAAUUGAUUCUCAAGUAUGACGACGUUUUGAAAGUGGAUUUUGGUGUCCACGUCAAUGGCAGGAUUGUCGAUAGUGCUUUCACUGUCGCAUUCAACCCAGUCUAUGAUAAUCUGCUCGCAGCUGUCAAGGCAGCCACCGAUACUGGACUCAAGGAGGCGGGUAUCGAUGCUAGAAUCGACCACAUCAGUGCAUCGAUCCAAGAAGUAAUGGAAAGCUAUGAAGUCGAACUCAACAACAAGACCAUCCCUGUCAAAGCAGUUCGCAACAUCACCGGCCACAACAUUCUACGCUACAAGAUUCAUGGCGACAAACAAGUUCCCUUUGUCAAGACCCAAACCAAUCAAUGCAUGGAAGAAGGCGAUAUUUUCGCCAUCGAAACCUUCGGCAGCACCGGUAGAGCCGUCCUGAGAGACGACGUCUCAGUCUAUGGCUACGGACGCAAUCAGCACGUCAACACCUCUGGCCUCCAUCAUGUAUCUGCAAAGUCAUUGCUCAAGACAAUAGAUGAGAACUUUGGAACACUGGUCUUUGCGCGACGAUAUCUUGAGCGUCUUGGGGUGAAGAACUACCUCCUUGGCAUGAAGACACUUGUCUCGAAUGGCGUUAUUGACUCGUAUGGACCACUAGUUGAUAUUCCGGGCUCAUAUGUGGCGCAGUUUGAGCAUACUGUUCUGUUGCAACCAAACUGUAAGGAGAUCAUAUCACGAGGAGACGACUAUUAA
Molecule: messenger RNA, 1398 nt
Organism: Lithohypha guttulata
Lineage: Eukaryota; Fungi; Ascomycota; Eurotiomycetes; Chaetothyriales; Trichomeriaceae
Exons: 5
Coding region: 1-1398 (465 amino acids)
Biological process (GO): proteolysis
Cellular component (GO): cytoplasm
Molecular function (GO): metalloaminopeptidase activity
Source: RefSeq, a predicted model, not a curated record